GUUACAAUCUGCAUGUGACACAAGAACCAGUAAAGUUGACAGCGAAUGUCAAAAACUUAAAAAAGUAAAUUAACUCUGUACGCCUUAACCGUUAAGAAUACAUUUUCAAACUACAGGUUCCACCAUUAAGAAGCAAGCAUGACAGUGACAUCUGACUCAUCGCCGCUGCCAGUGAUCGAGACUGUUCCACUUGGAGAACAUUUACCAACAUCAGAACGAAUUGUCUAUAAACGAAACCCAGUCAUUGAUGGUAUUAUUGAUUUCAGUGGUGGUACAAUGGGGGGUAUAGCAUCAGUGUAUGUAGGCCAGUCAUUGGACACAGUGAAAGUUAAGAUGCAGACAUUUCCAACACUGUACAAGAAUGCAUUAGACUGCUUCAUCAAAACAUAUAAACAGGACGGCAUUGCUAGGGGUCUGUAUGCAGGAACAGUCCCAGCUCUAGCAGCUAAUAUAGCAGAAAAUUCAGUACUGUUUAUGUUUUAUGGAAUUUGUCAAAAAGGAAUGGCAUAUUUGGUACGUAAGGACAGUACUUUUCAUCUGAAUCCAUUAGAGAAUGCCUUGUCUGGUGGUUGUGCAGCAUUCUUUUCCUCAUUCACACUGUGUCCUACAGAACUUGUUAAAUGCCGCUUACAAGCAAUGAGAGAAAUGGCAUCGCAGGGUAAACUGGAAGGAGGAAUGGAAAGAUUAAAAAUAGGUCCUUUUGGUUUGACACGGGAGAUUUUAAAACAGGAAGGUAUAAGGGGUUUGUUUAAAGGUCUGACAGCCACAUUUAUGAGGGAGAUCCCAGGGUAUGUGUUUUUCUUUGGAGGAUAUGAAAUCUCUAGACAUCUGUUGACACCAGCUGGAAAAACCAAAGAUGAAAUAGGACCAGUAAAGACAAUAAUAUCAGGUGGCGUUGGUGGUGUGGCUCUGUGGACGGCGAUAUUUCCUGCCGAUGUUGUAAAAUCUCGUGUACAGGUAGCAAGCACCGCAGGAACAGUGGAACCAACAUUUAGAGCUGUGAUUACACAAGUAUUCAAGGCAGAAGGAAUUUUGGCACUGUACAAGGGCCUGGGUCCUACAGUAUUACGUACAUUUCCAGCAACUGGAGCCCUAUUUCUCGCCUAUGAGACAACAAAGAAAUGGCUCGGAUAUACAGCUGACAAAUUUCUGUGAUAUUUUAUGAAUCUUUAUUUUGAAAUGAUGUCUUUUUUUUAUUAAAUUGGACAUUUUUGAAUUGUGCAGUCCAUCAAAGCCCUGUAAAACAGGUGUUAUAAUAAGAACUUCUCUGAUGAAUUUACUGAUCAAGUGGUAGCCAAUUUUCAGUAUUUGCAGUCAUGUCACUGACAUUGCUUAAUGUAUUUCUCUCAGUCAUGUCACUGACAUUGCUAAAUGUAUUUCUGUCAGUGACGUAUUUCUCUCAGUCAUGUCACUGACAUUGCUAAAUGUAUUUCUCUCAGUCAUGUCUCUGACAUUGCUAAAUGUAUUUCUCUCAGUCAUGUCACUGACAUUGCUAAAUGUAUUUCUCUCAGUCAUGUCACUGACAUUGCUAAAUGUAUUUCUCUCAGUCAUGUCACUGACAUUGCUAAAUGUAUUUCUCUCAAAGAAAACUUUAAGAAGAGGUAUAGUAGUUCAUUUUCAGUCAAAAACAUUGAUAUCGUUACAAAGUAUUGUAUUUCUAAAAACAUGUUAGAGGUAACAAAAUUAAUUGGAAACACAAGGUGUUUUUUUUUUCAGGGUUCUUUGUUGUUUUAUUUGUUAUUGUAUUAGAUAUACCAAGUAACAGGGUACAGAUGUUUCUGUUGCUACCUGACUUCUGUCAGUUAUUCAAAAACAGUUUGUUUGUUUUUUUUGUAUGGAAUGUAAGUUUUCCCUUACCAAAAAUUGUGACAAUUAACCAUCAGAUAAAGUAUUCCUAAUUCCAUACACAUGUGUAUCAAAAUCAUGCAGUUUUAAUGAUUGUACAGGAUUCACAACAGUAGACAAGGUUUAUUUAUAAUGUCAAACAUUAUUUUGUGUUGUAAUUGUAUUUUACACUUUAAUAAUAAAUUAAUAUGGUAGGAACUGUGUAUAAGAAAAAAAGUUCCUUUCCAUAAAAUUGUUGAA
Molecule: messenger RNA, 2085 nt
Organism: Mercenaria mercenaria
Lineage: Eukaryota; Metazoa; Mollusca; Bivalvia; Venerida; Veneridae
Product: mitochondrial ornithine transporter 1-like
Exons: 6
Coding region: 139-1155 (338 amino acids)
Biological process (GO): mitochondrial L-ornithine transmembrane transport
Molecular function (GO): L-ornithine transmembrane transporter activity
Source: RefSeq, a predicted model, not a curated record